AUGAUGGAUAAUUCCACGCAGCAGAAGCCGCCUCCGUUCAGUCCUGUGGUCUCUAAAGUCCUUUUCCCCAUCACCCCAUCCCCAUCCCUCUCUUCCCCAUGUGCGCAUGCCAGUGCUGCUUCCAGUACCCACUUUCCCCUUCUUCCUCACCCAUUCCCACCUCUGCUUGACAGAGUGCGCAUGGCUUGGGGCUACUUCCAUUCCACCCCAGCACCCACUCAAUACACGCUGAGAACCUCCCAAUCUAACAUCCACCUCUCCCUUCAGCUGCACAGGGUGGGAGUAGCAUCGGGCUACUUCCUUUAUAAGCACCUUCUUGUACAGCUGGCACCCAGCUCAAUCUACUACCUCCCUCUCCCUUGUUUUCUGCAGGAUGGGCGUGGCAUCGGGCUACUUCCUCUUCAAGCAGCCUCUUGUAUAGCUGGUACCCAGCUCAAUCUACCACCCCCCUCGUCCUUAUUUUCUGCAGGGUGGGUGUUGCAUCGGGCUACUUCCUCUUCAAGCAGCCGCUGGACGAGUACUGGCGUGCUCAGGGCAGGCGAGAAGAGGGGGGUCCGGUUGGCGGAGGGGAAAAACAGGGACAAGGAGAUGCUGACGUGGCAGAGAGUUGACGAAGCGUGUAAAGCUACAGCUAUUCUCCACUUUCUCCACUUCAUUGUACUCCCCACUGACUUCCUCUACCCUUCUCCCUCCCCCCUCCCCUCCCCCACCUCCUUGGUCUCCCCUUCUUUCACCCCCCUCCGUCUCCCCUUCUUUCACCCCCCUCGGUCGCACCUCCUCUCACCCCCUCUGUCUUCCCUCCUCUCACCCAACUCGGUCUUCCCUCCUCUCACCUUCGGUCUCCCCUCCUCUCACCCCCUCGGUCUCCCCUCCUCUCACCCCCUCGGUCUCCCCUCCUCUCACCCCCUCGGUCUCCCCUCCUCUCACCCCCUCGGUCUCCCCUCCUCUCACCCCCUCGGUCUCCCCUCCUCACCCCUUCGGUCUCCCCUCCUCACCCCUUCGGUCUCCCCUCCUCUCCCCUCCCCUCCCCUGAACAGAGAGCUUCACCUCCGCGCUGAAUUUGGAAGGCGAGAUGCCGCCGACCAUGACCCACGUGCACAACGGCAGGAAGGGGCGGAAUGGAGCAAAGCUGCUGGACCUGCCGUGCACGUAUCAGAAGAAGAGCAGCAGCGAGUGGGUCUGCCAGGGAUCACUGGCCAGAUUCCUCUCGUGCUUUCUCGUCUGCACUAUUACAUGGCGCCACCAGCACCAGAAACGGCGGGCUGUUCCUCCCCCAAACCCUGCCCCUGCAGCUUCAACGUGUAUGUGUCGCAAGCAGAAGUGAAGACGGGGUGUGUGCUGCAGCAGAGCACUGUCACGUACUGGUGUCCCAAGCUGAGGAUGAGAGAGAAAAACCAAAGGCUAAGGGCAGUGAUGAUAGCACGGCUGGUGAUGAUUCAUGAGGCAUGUUAG
Closterium sp. NIES-65 is the source of this 1452-nucleotide messenger RNA. The record is from the annotation of a GenBank genome assembly. NCBI's taxonomy places the organism in Eukaryota, Viridiplantae, Streptophyta, Zygnematophyceae, Desmidiales, Closteriaceae.